Paramecium tetraurelia is the source of this 1089-nucleotide messenger RNA. RefSeq lists its product as uncharacterized. The transcript has 3 exons. NCBI's taxonomy places the organism in Eukaryota, Ciliophora, Oligohymenophorea, Peniculida, Parameciidae. The record is from RefSeq and is a predicted model, not a curated record.
AUGAAUUUGAAUAGAUUUCACUUUUAUUAAUGUUAUCAUCUUGAAAUUCAAUUAAGAACUGCAUCCAUUUAUAUAGAGCGAAAUGUUCAAUUAUAAGUGAAAUUAUUUAUACAAUAAUUUUAUUAAUAAUUUUUGUCUGUUAUACUCAUGCGUUAACCAUCAUUGUUCUCACCAUAGAAAUAAGCAAGAUUUGAGAAGUCAAGCAAUCCAACUGGAUUUGCAACAUUUUAGACCACUACUCAAAUGAAUUCUAAAUAAUUGGCUGAUUUUAGAAAAGACCUUCUUACCAAUGUAUCAUCCAGAGAACCUUUUAGUUCACAAUCAGAAAGAUCCUCUACUUUAUUUGCUUCCUGGAGCAAAGCAGAAAGGAUUGUUCUGGAAGAAUAAAAAGUCAGCAGAAGAUCACCUAAGAAGUCUAAGCUUCUCGGUGGAUUAAACUAUGAUGAAAUCUUUACUAACAGAGCACCUUAGUUGAAAACCAAAAAUAAUAAUAAAAUAGACUCAUUAUUUAAAAGAUCCCCAUAAAAGGAUUACUAUGAUAAUUCCUUUACAUCAUUCCCAAAACCAGCGCGAUAAAAUAUUACUUUAGGAUCAAGUUAUAAGGACUCUCCUUAAAAAUCUUUGGAGAAACUAGAAAGAUUUAAGAAUUUGGAUAAUAGACUAGGAGUCUAGUUGAAACUCUAAAACCAAUCCAUUUCUAAUAGGGUUUCCCCAUAAGGCGACAAGCCUCUGUUUUAUAAAUACAUAAACGAGGUAUCAAAAGGGCUUUUUGAUAAAAGCUCUCCUAGUCUAUAGAUAAAUCAAAUUCCAAAGAAGAACUUAUUUGAUCACAAAAAGCAAACCUUCUCUUUCAAUGAUAAUGCCUUCAAUGCUUAAAAAUCGAAUUCCUUUUAAAGAAACCAUUCACCGGAACUUUCUAAUAGAUUCGUCGAAAAGAUUGCUUUAACAGACAUUGUAAGAAUGACAUCUCAUUUUUAAUCCUUGUCAACUUAAGAGAUAGGAUAAAUUCCUAGAGGUUAUAUAUCAGAGCUAAGUAAUUUAGCUGAUAUUUUAGUGCGAAUAGUCAAGCGAUCAAAUAAAACUAGUUGA